UGAACGGUCCCUUUAGAGUUGCCAACUGGAAACAACGAGUCACAAAUUUGUUCCCACCAUACGCCAGCUAAACUGCCGGGGGCACAUAGCUGAGGGCUCGCCCCGACUGAUGGACGGUUUAGCGGUGACCGUGUUUAUGUCGAUAUUUAGUGGCUUUUGUAAUCGGAGCAGAACGUUUGGUAGGAAAGCGGGCUAAAGUACUCCAGUAAACGUGCACAUGUGUAUGACCUAGUUCAGCCGUCCUUGGGAGAACAGGUAUGGCCGGGAGGGAUACAGGGGACGACCCUGUAGGUACUAGUAUUAUUGAAGAACAGCCCGGCGGGUCAGAGCGCACGGCUGCCGGUAAACACCACCACCACCGCCGACUGUCCUUCUCUGGUAUCCGCACUAGUCUCCGCAGGUCUUCCGCCGCCAGGAGAAGCUCACACGCUGCGGACCCCGACAGAAUGAGUGAAGAUGAGAUUCAAGAAUGGAGAGAUGCGUUCGACGUGUUUGACAGAGACAGGGACGGUGCUAUCAGCGCUAAGGAGUUGGGCUCGGCCAUGAGAUCACUCGGGAUGGAUCCCUCUGAGUUUGAAAUCCAGGAGCUGCUGAACGAAGUAGACACAGACGGGACAGGGACCAUCUACUUCUCCGAGUUCCUUGCCCUGGUCACGAGACCCAUGGACACCGAUCAGGAGCUGGAGAACGAGCUGCGCGAGGCAUUUCGGGUAUUUGACAAGGAGGGUAACGGCUUCAUCAGCGUUCCAGACCUCCGUCACGUGAUGAUGAACAUCGCAGACAAGAUGGCGGAGGAGGAGGUAGAUGAGAUGAUGGAGGAGGCAGACGUGGAGGGGGACGGACAGGUCUGUUAUGAGGAGUUCAUACGGCUUAUGAUUAACAAGUGAUGACAAACACGUCCAACCUGCCGGCUCGGUUUAUGCCCAGAGAACGGAAGGCAUGUUGACCGGAGUUGUUGCUCGUGGUGAAGACGUCAGGGGGCGCUGAGAGGUUACAAGAGUUACAUGACCAUUGAACCAGAGAACUAUUCAAGCCUGUGUUAUAUUCAACGCUAUACAUCUGCAGUAACAAGUGAAUGGGACCCUAUAUCAUACAUGGACAGUUUUGAUGAAAAAUGGGGUCUGGUCUGGCUCUAUUAUUUUAUCAACCUCCGAAGUAAAGAGGAAUUUUGUAUUAUAAUCGUCUUUUCUGAAUUGUCCACCGGGGUGUACAUUGCACUACUCGUAUAAAAGGUGUUUUCUACAAGGCGACAUCUUCCUGUCAUAUUCCUGAACUCUGACGCAAUGUUGUAUGAUAUGUACAUUGUCAUCCUUCGCACUACUAACCGACUGUUAACAUAAACGAUUUCAUGAUAUAUGUAUACUAUAAAAAUCCAGCUUGAAUUGAACUGAAGGAUAGGUAGAUCUGUAUAAGUAGGGUUAACGUUAUGUUCAUCUCGUGUUUAAAGCCACUUGCACUUUAUUUUGAAAAAAAAACAAAUUAAAGAACACGACUAAAAUUGUA
Molecule: messenger RNA, 1503 nt
Organism: Branchiostoma floridae (Florida lancelet)
Lineage: Eukaryota; Metazoa; Chordata; Leptocardii; Amphioxiformes; Branchiostomatidae
Product: calmodulin-A-like
Exons: 3
Coding region: 258-887 (209 amino acids)
Molecular function (GO): calcium ion binding; enzyme regulator activity
Source: RefSeq, a predicted model, not a curated record